Messenger RNA from Heteronotia binoei (common prickly gecko), 1441 nucleotides. Its product is annotated as left-right determination factor 2-like. Gene Ontology annotation, biological process: BMP signaling pathway; SMAD protein signal transduction. Gene Ontology annotation, cellular component: extracellular region. The coding region runs from base 336 to 1427 and encodes 363 amino acids. The transcript has 4 exons. The record is from RefSeq and is a predicted model, not a curated record. NCBI's taxonomy places the organism in Eukaryota, Metazoa, Chordata, Lepidosauria, Squamata, Gekkonidae. Gene Ontology annotation, molecular function: transforming growth factor beta receptor binding; cytokine activity; growth factor activity.
AGAUUGCCUCUGUUUAGGAAAACAUGCACUAAAUGAAACAGGCCAGAGAUAUGUGAUGCUAUUGGGAUCAAAUUGAGAGUCUUGCUAAUUUUUCCUGUAUUAAGUUCACUAAAUAUUGGAAGGUGUCACUAUAGCUUCUUCAUAUCAAAGGGAAUGUAACACUUUGCCUCACCUCCACUUGUGGAAUUUGCUAUGCCAGUGGGAUCAGGCUUGGUAUAUAAAGCUACCACGUUAGAUCUUUUCCCCAUUCGGGCAGCUUGCAGCCUUGCAGAACAAUCUCUUCUCCACUUGAGAGAUUUAGGUGCGCUUUUCUGAAGUCAGUUGAUAAGCCAAGGAUGGCUCUGAGUCUUCGCUGGGCAGUAACUUGCUCCUUUUUCAUAGCUACCACUGUCAGUGGAUUUACCCAGAAAGAACUCAAACAGAUUUUAUUGGAAAGGCUCGGACUUCCUGAAGUUCCAGCUCUUCGCAGGACAGACCUGGAGAAACUCAUCAUCCCAGAGCAUGUAAGAAAUAAAUACAUGUCCAUGCUAAAGCAGCACCACAUCAAACGAAGAGCCUUACCAAGUCUAGCCGGGAUCUUGAGAGGGAUUCCUGGCAAUGCAGAUAUUUCAGGAGAAGUUCUCUAUUCAGACACCACCCGCCAGAAGCUGAUCUUCGACAUGGAGGGCAGGAUACCAGAAAACAGUGAAGUUACCAUGGCUGAGCUGAAGCUUUUCAAAAAGCCACUGGAAUGGGCACAGCUGCCCAGGCGUCAGUCUCAGAGGCCAGUCACAAAUGCCAGGGUGAGCGUGUACUGGGUGCAGCCUCAAGAGAAUGGCAUCAACCGAACUUCUUUGAUUGAUUCCAGGUUAGUUGCAGUUAUGGAAUCUGGCUGGAAGAAUUUUGAUGUAACCCAGGCUGUGCAUUAUUGGCUAAAGACCAAGAGACAGGGACCAAUGUUCCUGGAGAUCUGGAUUGAAGGAGAGCGAUUAGGCAGCUAUGCAUCUGAGAUGGCCAGAGUUGUGCGCUUUACUUCGCAGGACCCUUCUGAUCAAGCCCUGGGAAAACCUGAGUUGGUGCUUUACACACUCAGUCUGGAGGAAUAUGGAGGACCUGGAGAUUGUAAAGAGGAAACCUUGAAAGAGAGGACCAUCUGCUGCCGGCAGGAACAUUACAUCAAUUUUCGUGAGCUGACUUGGACUCAGUAUUGGAUUAUUGAACCAGCUGGCUACCAGGCUUACCACUGUGUGGGUAUCUGCCGGCAGCCCAAGAACUUGCUGCUCCAUUUUGGUUAUGGAGAGAGAACCUGUGCUGUGGUAGAAAGUUCUCCACUUCCCAUGAUGUACCUUGUCAAGAAGGGCAACUAUACAGAAAUUGAAGUAGCAGAGUUCCCUAAUAUGAUUGUAGAAAAAUGUGGCUGUAUUAUGGACAAUAUAGCAGUGGUCUAGCUACAAGCACUCUG